This is a messenger RNA of Aureobasidium vineae, 2745 nucleotides long. NCBI's taxonomy places the organism in Eukaryota, Fungi, Ascomycota, Dothideomycetes, Dothideales, Saccotheciaceae. The record is from the annotation of a GenBank genome assembly.
AGUAACGACGGAGGUAGAGAUGACAGAACUAACUCUACCAACCCUGCUACCGACGUCGUUAUACCGUCUACUCUGUUGAACGCAAUCACGUCUGGUCCAUUCAUAUCACAUCCGAACCAGUUCCAGGGCGAGGAUUCAGACGACACGACCAACAACUUUGAUGUGCGCGAAGUUGCACAGCAGCUGCACGAAGAAACGUCCCGCAUCCUAGACCGCUCUGCCAGUAUCUCUAUCGCUGAAUUAGCACGCAACCCAGCAUCCAAGACCGAACAUGAGUUUCGCAAGACUAGCCUUGAACCGAACUUUGGUUCGACCUUGAAGAAUCAGGGGUUGAGCCCACGCCACAGAGACUCAGGCCGCCAUGCCCUGUCCACUGUGACGGAAGGAAAAGUUACGGCAACUCAGAAUCGAGCGACCACCGAUGACUACUUCGGUAACUACAGCAUUGGAGCACAAGGUCCUCGACUUCAUCGGCGCACUUCAUCAGACAGAAGCGUUUCAAGGAAGGCGCGCAUGGACGAACCGAGUCCAACCCAUCCAAGUCCAUUGCGAUUACAGAGCAGGAACCAUUCACAUGGUGUAGACGACAUCGACAUCCGGAUUAGCACACAGAGAUCUCGACGAUCUACGGCAGGUGCGUCUCGUAAAGAGAGUAUCGUACAGCGCUCUGCUUCUAUUGUGCUCGAGACUGUCGAGAAUGUGAAACAGGCUAUACGAAGGAGCAGUAUCCAUGACGUCUACGAGAAGGCANAAAAGCGAGGUGUCGAGUUGCAAAGGAGCAAAUGGGCCAUGCGGAUCUUCGAGUACACGUUCUAUCUCAUACUUGUCGCCUUUGUCUACUUCGUUCUGGUGGGUGUACCCCUCUGGAAAGGCGCUGUGUACUGGUUGUAUUGGGUGUUUGAUCACAAGUUUGCCGUUGCUGGUACUUGGUAUGUUGUACUUUCAACACAAAGGUUUAGAUCACUGACACAUAUAGGUNCCGUCACCAUUGGUAUCGCUUUCCUAUACGCUUACACACCACUCCUUGUCUUUUUCGAGAAAGAUCCGCCCAUGCCUGCUGACAUUGACAACAUCGAUCCCAAUCGAACACCAGGUGUUCACAAUACAGCACUUAUGAUACCCUGCUACAAGAGUGCCAAAAUCAUUGGCCCUACUCUAGAGGCAGCCUUGAAAAUAUUUCCACCUUCACACAUCUUCUGUAUAGGAUACACGAUCAAAUCUGUGGGGCCAGAGUCAUCUCGAGGUACCUUGUGUCAACAAGCCCAAGAUUUGGAGUACAAGAUCAGUGGCAUUCAGCGAGCCUUAGCCGGAUAUGUUGGUAGUGCGACUUUUCCUCACGGAGCAAUCUCUCUCUGGGAUCGUGAGUUUCUGAUUCAAACAUUUUACAAACACCCUGGCUUUAGCGUCUCUGAGGACUGGUUCUUUGGUCAUGUUGCUAGGCAGCUCGGUUCCCGGAUCACCAUGUGCACCUCUGUGUUUAUCGAGACUGAAACACCAAAUGCCGUCUUCUUCAGCUCUGGAGGCGCACGAGGAGGCUUUGGCGAAAUGACCAUUUUCAAGCAACGUUUUCACCGCUGGAACUUCUUCUUCGUCAAUGGUAUGUACUACAAUAUGGCUUAUAUCUUUGGCUCCUGGAAACUCGGCUUCUGGGAAAUAGGAGCCAAGCUGUUUGUGUUCCAAGAAGUUUACGAGACACUGUUGUAUCUCUUGUCACCAUUCGUGCUUCCUAUCUCGAUCAUCGUACGCCCGGACUUCUUCGGAUACCUUUUUGCAGGCACGUUUGUGCUGUAUUUCCUCAACGCCAUCAUCUUCAACGAGCUUCAUCUGAGGUUGAAGAAGGAGAGAGUCGGAUCUAUAUGCGUCUACCUCUACUACAUGCCUUACAAAGUCGUGCUUACCUUUGUCAACGUAGGCAGCUGCUACUGGUCAUUGUAUAAGUACGCACAGUACUUCGCUCGGCGCCAUCCAAAGAUCGUCGAAGAUGAGAAAGCUGUUGAUGUGGUGCUGAGAAUGGAAGAACAGCAUGACACUCUAGCUGACGAGGGACGACGCAUGACGAUUACAGCAGUUGGUGCUCAGACCCAAGGAUCAGUAGUGGAACAGACUCCUUCCGGACCCACCGAGCGAAAAAUGACAGUCACCACGCUGGGCCCGAAACUCGACAUUCCCGACAUCCACGAUAUUCAGCCCAUGUCACCAGUAGUCGAACAACCCGAACAAUUCGCCCCAGCAAUCAGACUCCAAGGCGAACGCGUCAGUUUCAACUCCAGAAGGAGCAACAGCCCAGCCGUGCAAAUCGAACGACUGCCCAGCCAUACCUCUGAAGGUAUUUCUCCAAGCCAAAACAUCGUAUCACCAUUAUCCCGCACCACGACCGUAGACAGAUUGGAUGCAAGAUCCGUCGAUCACCGAUCCAGACGUUCGGCCAGUAUUCGCUCAGACCCUGCUCGUCGCUCUCCUAGUCUGCCUCGCUCGCACGUUUCUGCCGAUUUCGAGUCGCCUGGGUUUGAAGAGUUGAUGGAUAGAUUGGCUAUCAUCGAGUCGAGGAUAAAUCCUCGUAAUGUGUCUGCUGUGGAGGUAUCUAUAGCUGAAGAUGUCGUGCCUACUGCUGCACCACAACUAGCAUUUCCCAACUACCCGGAUCAUGUUAGGACUAGUGCAGGAGAUGAAGAAGAGGGAGAGUAUGAGAUGUAUGAUUUGGAGAAAUUGGAUUCGGGCAAGACUGACGACUCGAGGAGUAUGGUA